Messenger RNA from Protopterus annectens (West African lungfish), 2297 nucleotides. It is a transcript of the gene UBXN10, whose product is annotated as UBX domain protein 10. The transcript is spliced from 4 exons. NCBI's taxonomy places the organism in Eukaryota, Metazoa, Chordata, Ceratodontiformes, Protopteridae. Gene Ontology annotation, cellular component: endoplasmic reticulum. The coding region runs from base 320 to 1219 and encodes 299 amino acids. The record is from RefSeq and is a predicted model, not a curated record. Gene Ontology annotation, molecular function: ubiquitin binding.
GGAACACGGGUUGAAUGUAGGCACCCGGAGGCAACUCUUGAUGUAUGCUUGUUGUGUUUCGGGCCACUGGGGUGGCUGAUCCGCCCACGAGUACAACAAGGGAGAGUUGGUUCAACUUCUCAGAAUUCAAUUCAUAAUUUCGUGAUCGAUCGGACAGUCAUUUUUAGCUUUAUUUGUACAGAGCAACAGAGUUCCUACUUCUAAGAGGUCAAAAGUUACACCAUACUUCCUUUUUGACAUAUGAGCAUGUGAAGAUGGAAUACUGGUUGAACAUACAGAAGCUCGAGCUCUGCUUAAAAACAUCUCAGCACUGUAAGAAAUGGCAAGUGCAUCACCCAUGCACCCACCACAGUUUGAAAGAAUAUCAACUCUCAAUAGUGGAGUAUACACUUUUGUAGUGCCACAAGGUCCGAGCAUGCAAGUUACAAGGCCAAAGUCUGCUAAAGGACGUACAAGGCCAGGUGUAAGCUACCCUCAGUAUGUCAAGACAAGUCCUGAUCACCAAAUACCUGAUCCAUCUCCAGUCCACGAAUAUAUAAGUAGUCCACAACCUCCAUCUUAUGAAAGAUCACGCUCAAGACAUUCCACCAGACAUAGUCAAGUAGAUUGUAAAGAAAUUCCUAAACUUCUUCAGCAGCUGCCAAGCAGACCAUCAUCUUCUUUAAACAAGUACAGAGUCUUACCUUCCAUUGAAAGGAGGGGUUCUGCUGAUACAGCUAUGACUAUGAUGACAAAGCAGGUAUCUGAACUGAAACUAAAUAACAGCUGGGAAGAGAAACAUUUCAGACCUAUUUAUAGACCAGAUGUUCUGCCUACAUCUAACACAGUAAGUAGACAUAAUUUGAGCACCCAACAAGAACUACAGUUUGACAGUCCACAAAUAUUGCUGUCCAGUGAACUGGAGCAUCUGCAUAAUUCUUCAGCCCUAGGAAAUGGUGAUAGUGCCCUCCAUAAAGAACCACCUAAAGAUGAGCCAAGGUUGCUACUUGCUGUCCGAAUCCCCUCAGGUCAGAGGUUUGAGCACUACUUCCAUCCCACAGAUACACUUCAAGUUGUAAUUGCCACUGCUGAAUCCCAAAGUAACAACAAAUAUGAACACUGUAUCAUUGAAACUAUGGACGUGCCAAGAAGAAGUUUUCGAGAUCUCACCAAACACUUACAUGAAUGUGGCAUUCAGAACAAGUCAGUGCUGUGUAUCCUGGAGGAAGACUUGGGCUAAAAGGUGGAAGGGUCUUCGGGCACUAAAAAUCUUUUAUUCACCCAGUAGCCAUUUAAAAGCAUGACCUGGCAGUGAAUGCAUGCAAUAGCAUGCAGAGCACUUCAUGAUUUUUAGAGAUAAAACAUUGUCAUUCUAAAAUGAGUAAACUCAGUAUACAGUACACAUACAUGUAGUGCAGCAGUUAACCAAGUUGUUGUAUGCUGUUAUACACUAAAUAUCAUGCGGCUUAUUUAUUUACCUAGACAGAGUAACCCAACGUUUUUGAAAUAUUUUGUUUAUGUUACAGUCCUAAUCUUACUGUAUAGCUAAACAUAGUGAAGGAUGGUCAUUGGUUUUGUUUGAUGCCGGUCUGAAAAACUUUUUGCUUUGUGUUGUAAAUUUAUCUACUGCUUUGUUGUGGACAGUCAUCAAUUAACUAUGCAAUUUCCACUCUGUCUACAAGGUCAUGCCUGUUUUAUAGUGGAUAUUCAUCCACUAACUAUGCUACUUUCCGCAAUGUUUUUCUAAAAGGUCAUGUCCACUGUUUUAUAGUGGAUAUUCAUUAACUAACUAUGCUGUGUUCCACAAUGUUUGUCUACAAGAGUAAAUCAUAAGAGACAGUCAUCAUUAGGCUCCAUUAUGCAGGACAUUGAUAUUUUCAGUAUAUAUUCAGUCAAAAGCUGACAUCAUUCCCCAAGCUUGAUCAUUUUUAGUAUUCAAACUUUGCUAGGGACAAGCCAUUUGGUGGAGCAACCAUACAUCUUGCUUAAUUCAUUUUUACUGCUUGAUAUGAACAAUCACCCCUUAAGUAUUGUGUGUCCGUAGGCCUCAGUUUCUGGCAUUAUUCGAAAUUAUUUAGUUAAUUCCUUUGCUGGUAACUCUUCCUAGUUAUUAUUGUGAAAUUACAUUUUUCUGAUAUCCCAAGGGAAGCCUAUUAACAGGUACUCUUGAGAACAUCAGCAUACCCAAAGAUAAGCAUUUAAAUUGUUUCUCUUGCUUGGAGAAAGAUCAGUAUAUUUCUAGCUGUGAAUGUGUCAUUUUUAUUAAGAAAACUUCAUCUGGAAUGGCAAAAUAUUAAAUCUUUUUAGGACACUGUUGA